AUGGCGACUCACACUGAAACCAUCACGCCCUCGUCCUCCCGCACCAACCCUGCCCUUGUACGCCGUCGGUCCUCCUCUCACUCGAUCCAGAAGAAGCCAUGGCAGCAGCAUACCCAUCGAGCGUCCUUCCACUCCAGUCACUCCCGACCCGACCCCGAGGAAAUCCAACGCCUCUCGGAGCACCUUUCGCGACCGACGACCCGUUCCUCGCACCGGCGCACCGACAAGUGGUACAAGAUCCGGUGGUUCAAGGGUAUGGUGGACGACGUCAAGAGACGGGCCCCGUACUAUUGGAGUGACUGGAAGGACGCGUGGGAUUAUAGAGUCAUCCCGGCCACCGUAUACAUGUACUUUGCCAACAUCCUCCCGGCGUUGGCUUUCUCCCUCGACAUGUUCACCAAAACUCACAACUCGUACGGCGUCAACGAAGUCCUCCUCUCCUCGGUCAUGGCGUGUGUGGUGUUUUCUCUGUUCGCCGCGCAGCCCCUCGUCAUCGUGGGCGUCACCGGUCCCAUCACCGUCUUCUCUUAUACGGUGUACGACAUCAUCGUGCCCCAGGGCACCAACUUCUUCGCCUUCAUGGCCUGGAUCGGCAUCUGGGCCCUGAUCAUGCAUUGGUUCCUGGCUAUCACGAACAGUUGCAAUGCCUUGACCUACGUGACGCGGUUCAGCUGUGACACCUUUGGGUUCUACGUGGCCUUCAUUUACCUGCAAAAGGGCAUCCAGGUCCUGACCCGACAGUGGGGAUUGGCCGGUGAGACGAGUGCCUACCUGUCCGUCAUGGUCAGUCUGCUCGUCCUGGGCUUCGCAUACGGGUGCGGUGUGCUCGGCGAGAGCAACCUGUUGCAGCGCCACGUGCGGAAAUUCAUCGAGGACUACGGAACCCCGCUGACCAUCGUCUUCUUCACGGGAUUCGUCCACAUCGGCCACAUGAGGAAUGUCCAUCUCGAGACCCUGCCGACGAGCAAGUCAUUCCACCCGACGGCGGACCGCGGCUGGUUUGUCCAUUUCUGGGACAUCAGCGUGGGAGAGGUCUUCCUGGCAAUUCCCUUUGCGAUCCUGCUGACCGUCCUAUUCUGGUUUGAUCACAACGUGUCAUCCCUUAUUGCACAGGGGACGGAAUUUCCUCUCCGCAAACCCCCGGGCUUCCAUUGGGAUAUUUUCCUCCUGGGGCUCACCACGGGCAUCGCUGGGAUCCUGGGCAUCCCUUUCCCGAAUGGCCUCAUCCCGCAGGCGCCCUUCCACACGAACGCCCUCUGCGUCACGAGGCAAGUCGUCGAUGAGAAGGCGAGAGGCCACCUCGUCCGGGUCACGGACCACGUCGUCGAGCAGCGCUUCAGCAACCUUGCCCAAGGGCUCUUGUUCCUGGUCACGAUGAGCGGACCGCUGCUGGUCGUGCUCCACCUGAUCCCCCAGGGCGUGCUGGCGGGGUUGUUCUUCGUCAUGGGCGUGCAAGCGCUGGUGGGCAACGGCAUCACUCAAAAGCUGCUCUUCCUGGCCCGGGACAAGGAGUUGACGGACGCGACGGACCCCUUGGCGCGGAUCGAGCGCCGGGCCGCCAUCUGGGUGUUCGUGGCGUGCGAGCUGGUCGGCUUCGGCGCCACCUUUGCCAUCUCGCAGACCAUUGCGGCGAUCGGGUUUCCCAUCAUCAUCCUGCUUCUGAUCCCCUUCCGUACAUGGCUGAUGCCGAAAUGGUUUCGGGACGAGGAACUGCGGGCCCUCGACGCGCCCACGGCCGGCGCCUUCGUCAUGGAGAGUGUCGGUGGUGCGUAUGGGGAGAGUGGGGAGAACACGCCGGCGGACGGUGGGGGGGUGUCGCCUCCGGACGAGAACGACGAGGUCGCCGUGGUGGACGACUCCCUAGAGCGUGGCGAGAGUCAUGAGUUGCAGAGCGUCCUGGCCAACAAGAGAUCUGCGCCAGAGAUAGGACCGUCCGGCGCGACGAGGCGGACAGGCAGUCACAGCGAGAGACAGCGGCCCGAGGUGGGCAUGAGGAAGCGGAGUCGCAGCUCGCUGAAUAGAUGA
Messenger RNA from Fonsecaea erecta, 2025 nucleotides. RefSeq lists its product as hypothetical. The coding region runs from base 1 to 2025 and encodes 674 amino acids. Gene Ontology annotation, cellular component: fungal-type vacuole; plasma membrane. The transcript has 3 exons. Lineage: Eukaryota; Fungi; Ascomycota; Eurotiomycetes; Chaetothyriales; Herpotrichiellaceae. Gene Ontology annotation, molecular function: borate efflux transmembrane transporter activity; solute:inorganic anion antiporter activity. The record is from RefSeq and is a predicted model, not a curated record. Gene Ontology annotation, biological process: monoatomic anion transport; borate transport; transmembrane transport.